Molecule: messenger RNA, 16980 nt
Organism: Paramuricea clavata
Lineage: Eukaryota; Metazoa; Cnidaria; Anthozoa; Malacalcyonacea; Plexauridae
Source: the annotation of a GenBank genome assembly
GUUUAUUAAUUAUUAAAUUUUUAAUUUCUCUUCCAGGUGGCUUGGACAAAACGGGCUCUCCGCUCAUAAUCUUUCCACCAUGUAAUGAAUUUGGAGACAUUAAUGACACAGACAUUGAGAAGAUUUUCCAUUACUUAGUCCAAAGAUUUGGGUAAGGUAUAUUUUAGUUUUUUAAUUGCCUAGACCAAUACGUGUCUUUUUCAUUUUACUUUUGAUUUAAAUCAAUUCUAGUCAGUUCAGCUUGACUGCGAAUACUUCACGAGAAUUUUGCUGCGUAAUCAAAGCUUUAACUUAAUUGUUGAAAUUGCACCCAUAUAAUGAUCCAAUACCUGUGUUAAAAGCGGCUCUCCUUUUUUUCCCGAGCAGGUGCAUGAGUAUGUUUUUUGAAAAAAACCUUCCUUUCGCCGAAAUCUUCAGCGAUAAAUAAGCUGCAUGCUCACCGCUUACGGUACCGUCCGCAUCAAGCACAAUAGAAGCCAAAUUUAAGCCGAUAAACCUAGAUAGUAAACUUUAAAGAACUUUUUUGUAACUAACCUGCUGAAGAAAACCAAAGAAAAAAGAAAUCUCGCUUCGCUCGUUCAGUUCGGGAAACUUCCAGCCUCUCUCGGUGCGUCAAGCCCAGGCGAACUCCCUAGAAGUACAUAUAUGUAUGUUAUACUCCACAUAACUUUUCCUUUAACGAAAACUUUUUGUUUCAAAGAAAAAUUAUUGACAAAAAUGUAUCAACAUUUUAAUGGAUUGAAAUUUGUACAAUUCAACUUCUUCAUCAUCAAAAUCUUUAAACAUUUACUGACAAUGGCUUGAAAUAACCUUUCCACUGCAAAGAAAUCAUCGAAAAGUAUUUCUAUAGUUUUACAACCAAAAUGAAGCGAGUAUACUAUUACUGGAAAUUUAUUUCCAGCCAUUGAAUUAAUUUUAAAACCAUUGAUAUAUCAGUAAUGGGUGAUAAUGGUGAUCACCUUUUCUUUUUUCCUUCUUCUAUAUUUCUAAUUAAUAUUUUUGUAAAUAAUUAGUCUGGUGAAAUAGUACCGUUUUUAAUAAAGUCAAUAAAGUCAAUAAAGUCAAUAACCAAAUGAUUUUCUAUCGUAAAUUUUGAAAAUAGCGCAGUAGAUAAGAGAGUAAAAUAGUAUGUUAUUUUUUAUAAAAGAACUUAUCACGGUCAUUUAAUAUAGUUUUUUACUGAGAAAUGAGCUAUUUAAGUUUUCCACAGACUUGAUUUAAGUCCGUCUCUCAAGGGGUUGGAAUAGCGAUGCACGCGAGCGGUCAAAAAAGGCGCAAAAAUAUGAGAGAAAAGUAUAUAGAGACGGAUACCCUGCAAGCGCGCCAAAUUUUACCGUCCGAUUUUCCUACGGAGGCGUGGCUUGCGAGUUGAGAACAACAACAAAUUUUCGCGCCAAUUUUUGCAAGUAACAUUCGAAAUUCUGAAAAUGUCCCAAGUCCGUCUCUCCCUACUUUUCUCCUGAGACGGACUUGAACCAAGUUUAAGCUUUCCAUUGCGAGCGGUUUAUCUGAUCGGUCCUCACUGUUGGUUUCUGACCGCUCAGGAACGAUAAAAAUGUUACAUUUUGCGGAUGGACUGCAUAGCUAUACAGUAUAAUAAAUAUCGUGAUUAAGGAAUUGAAAGUGACUAAUCUCGAACGGGUUUUGCCAGUGUAGGUAGGGGUAUACAACUAUACCUAAAACAUAUACAAGCAGAACUUCGCCGUUUCGAGCGAAGUCUUUUCUUUGGGAAAUUAGCGACAAUUCGAUCUAGUGAAAACCCUUCGUCGAGAAAUUAGUGACUAAUUUCUAAGUGACCAACGUCGACGUUGUGCUUGUAUUUUUCAGGUAGUCGUAUCUCUCUGAAUCCGCAGCAUUCUGUCCUCAAAGUAACUAACCAUGCACUUUGUAAAAGUUGCCAUCGUCUUUAUAGUUUAAUAACCAAUUAACCAUUGGUGUAUUUACAGGUCUGAGGAAAGAAAGAAAGGAUUUACAGCCAUCAUAGAUCGCCGUUCUGAGAAAUGGGCUGCCGUAAAACUUGUUCUGAACAGAUUGAAUGUAAGAAUUUUAAUUAUUUUUCCUUGGUGGUAUCUUGAUAUUAUUGUAUGUAUUAUAUAACAUGGUUUCCAGUGCAGUUUGAACGAACGCAUGCACACACUAUAGUGAUUUGUUUUGCUCCCGACUUGCAGAUUUUGUUCACUGCUACAAUUCAAAAUGCGUACGUAAUCAAACCUCAAGGAUUUUUCCAGAAGUAUUCUGAAAGUAAUUUUAAAGCAAGUUUGGAAUAUAGCUUUGAGGUUAGUAUAAUCCUUUCUAUAGAUAUAAUCCUUUCUAUUAUCCUCGAGAUAUUUGGAAAGCAACCAGCGUAUAUAGAUCUAGUCUUUUGCUCAACACGCUUUAUCAGGGGUUUUACGUCGUGCGUGCAUUGUCUAUUUUUAUGAUAAACAUUUUAUGACAAUCAUUUGGACCUGCUGCCAAGUUUUUUAUUUUUUGUUAUAAUUAAUGGAAGUUACCAUGAUUCUCUUGUUUUGUUCUACGUGUCUUUCACGCAGCUAUAUUAAAAUUAAAUUACAAGCUCCACCUAUCUCAUUAUUAAUUGCCUAGAACCGGCCACGCGGGCCAAACGGGCCAAACGGGCCAAACGGGCCAAACGGCCACGCGGGCCAAACGUUUUGCGAAAUAGACAAACAUGGUGUGUUCCACAGAAACAAUCAAUGUUUUGGUGCACCUCAUCAGUCAAUAUACGUUACUGUUUAUUGCACAUUUGCUCAAAUAUCAUGACCUCGUUUUUAUGCUUGUCUGUUUCAGCAUAUUUCAGGCGCACAUGAAGGUUAUUUUCCAUGUUUCAUGCAUGAAUACGUUUCUGUUUGAUCUUGAUCCCAAUUACAGGCCGACGGCGACCCUUCGGAGUUUCGUAUAUUAAGAAAUGUGUAAAUCGUGAAAGACAGAUUGUCGUGCUAAAUAUUAUGAUGCUAAAGUUUCGCACCUGAAGGAGUGGUGGAAAGAGGUAAAGAAAUUGAACGACAUGACAUCAGCCUGCUAUGGUGGAGAUUAUGUUAUGAGAUCUCGUCAAAAUAUUGACGGCGUUUCUAGCCCACUUGACCUAGCUAACGUCAUAAAUGUUUGUUUUAUCCUUCCAAUGAGAAAAUUUACACUACUUCAGAAGGAGAUCCAUCCCUGCCUACAUCUUAGUGAAGUCGUAGUUUCUAGAGAAGCUGUCUACAAGAAAUUAUCCUCGUUGAAUUCCACCAAAGCUCAAGGCCCAGAUGGUGUGCCAGCUUUGCUGUUAAAAGAGAACGCAAACUGUCUGGCGGACCCCACCUAUAAUAUCAACUGUUUCUUCCGGAAAGGCUGCCUGCCACCAUCAUGGAACAGAGCAGACAACGUUCCCGUCGCGAAAGAAAAACCAGUUAAAGAACUUAACAAAGACCUCCGACCAAUCUCUCUCACACCAAUACUGUCAAACGUUGCAGAGCAUUUCGUUUUAGAGUAGUUCGCCCUGUCGGCCAUUCUUAAAGAGAUUGAUGAAACGUACUCAAUUUAGAAUAGUACCUAAAUCUUCAACGACUCAAGCACUGAUCAGCAUUGUACAUGAGUGGACAAAGCAUACACAUGGCAACGGGUCUAGUGUUGUUAGAGUCGUUCUCUUCGACUUUAUAUAGGAAAGCUUUUGAUUUGAUCGACCGUACAAUCCUCGCUGGGAAACUUACCAAAUUGGAUCUUCUGGAUCCUGCAAGCAGAGAGUGACUCUCGCGAGUGAUUGCAGGUCAGAAUUAAUGGGGAGAUAUCUCUGCUAGUAUCCCACAGGGGACGUAGAUGAUACCACCAUCGCUGAGCAAGUAAAUAUCAAAACAAUGAAACCCUUGAAGGUCAAAGAUGCAAAGUCGAUUUGGAAUUUGGUCGCAACAGUUCGUGGGUUUAUUCUCAGAAUGGAGGAUGUUGGAGCAUCUGACGAAGCCAAAAGUAGAUAUGUGUUUGCUGAUACUCUGGCGAAAUUGACGGUAGAAGAUCAAAGAGCUUACGCAUGGAGUAUGAUUGAUACAAAGAAGAUUGAAAGCCUGCAUACCUUGUUGGAAUACCUAGAAGAAGAGGCAAAAAUAAUGGCAAGUAGUCAAUCGGAUCAACGCUCUUUAAAAAUUGGGAUUUAUCCAGUUAAUGUGGACGGUGGUUACAACGGUGCCCCUGGUUGUGGUUUGGGUUGUUCCCAACAACAUGGUUUAGGUUAUUGUCCAGAUUUAAGAUGAUGAAAGUAAAGGAAAAGUGGGAAGUGGUGAUUCAGUCCAAGAGAUAUAAAAAAUGUCUGCGAACUGGACACCGACACCAACAGUGCUCGCGAAAGGCAUGUGAUAUCAACAUUUGUGGAAGAUCACAUCAUUACUUAUUGCAUAAAGAUCCAAAACAAAUGGACAAUGGCAAUCUGAACCAUGAUGCACAACCGUUCAAACCAGAUCAAGAGGGAGCUACAGGCACGGGAAAAUCCAAUCAGGUUGGUGCUAUUUCAGCUGGUAAUGCAGGAACUGCAAAUGUACCAACUCAAAAUAUCAAAGUGCACAGUGCCAAUGGAAACUCUAUUGAGGGACUUGCCAUGGUUGAUAGUGGUUCUAAUAAGAGUCUCAUUCAGAAAGAGUUUGCGGACAAGCUCGGUUUGGUCGGAGAAACAAAAAAGAUGAAGAUGUAUGUUGCAGGCGGUGGAAUUAGAGUUGAAGAUUCUGCUGAGUUUGAUUUAAAGAUAUCGCCCUGUUAUGAUGAAGAUAUUGUAUUCAAUGUGAGAGCUUAUUCAGUCAAGCAACCAUGCCAAGCAGCCAUAACUAUUUCAAAGAAAGCGGUAGUCAGAUUUCCUCACCUUGUUCGAAUUGUAGAAGAUCUACAUUUAAAUGGCGGUCCAGUGGAUAUUCUAUUGGGAACAGAUCUACCGGAAGCCCAUCGUGAUUUUAAAGUUCUGGCGGGUAACCCUGGUGAACCGAUUGCAAAGAAGAACAUCUUUGGAUGGUCAGUCCUUGGUAAUCUUGAAGAGAAUAGUACACCUAGAACUUUUGCUGUCGAAACCAUUGACGACAUAACAAAAGACCAGGACAUAAAGAAAUUGAUUUUCCAAGAUCAAUUAGGAAUCAAAUCAACUCGCUACUGUACAUGCUCUGAGAAGGAAAUGCGAGAAUGUGCAUUCAUUCGACAUGUUCGGGAGUCUACUAGAGUUUUGGAUGAUGGAAGAAUUGAAGUAAGAAUGCCUUGGAAACCAGGAUAUUCCAAUCUACCUAACAACCGGUCUGUCGCGUUCGAACGAAUGGUGUCGAAAGAAAGGCAGCUGGUAAAGAAAGAAAGUUGGAGGCGUUUAACAACGAAAUACAAGCCUUGGUCGACAGCGAAGCGGUCAUUAAUAAGGUGAAACAAGAGGAAGUAGACCAAGAGGAGCCGGCUUGGUAUCUACCAAUUGGAGAAGUGGAAAGUCCCGACAAGACGACCAAGUGCAGAUUAGUUUUCGAUGCAGCAGCCAAAAUGGACGGACUUUCCCUCAAUGAUGAUGCUCUUGAAAAAGGACCAUGUCUUGUGAAUUCCUUAUUUGAUGUGUUGAUUGGCUGGAGACAGAAUGAAGUCGCCUUUGCUGGAGACGUCUCGACGAUGUUUAAUCAGAUAUUCUUGUGGAGAGACGGAGAAACUGACAGAGAGCCUGAUGUGUAUCAAUGGGUACGUCUUAGUUUUGGAGAUAAGCCAGCUCCAGACCUUGCCAUCAAUGCCAUUAAUCUUCUCGCUGAUAGAGCUCAAGUCGAAUCUCCAGAAACAGCAAGAAUCCUAAAGGAUAAUACUUAUGUUGCUGACGUCGCGGGUCGGAGACAUCACCAGAGAAAGUCAAGAAAGUGGUCGAUGGUAUCGAUGCCAUUUUGGGCAAAGGCAAGUUUGCCAUCAAAGCUUGGCACAGCAACAGCCCAGAAAUUGAUCAAGAUGGCAACGAGAAUCCGGUGAGUCUACUGGGUCAUCGCAUUGCUUUGAAGAGCGAGACAGUGUAUACAGAUGUCAGUUAUAGUACGAAACGAAAGGCUCUUGGUGUGAUGUCUCAACUGUGGGAUCCGUUAGGACUGAUGGCGCCAGUUACAAUUUGGUUUCGAAUUGAUCUCCAGAAUCUAUGGGCCGCUGGUUAUCAGUGGAAUGAGUUAUUGCCACCUGAAGAAAAGUUAAAAUGGCAAAAGAAUGUCGAGAUUAUGAACGCCCUUCUAGGUACCCACCUGGAAAGGUGCCUAAAGCCUGAAACCUCGGUGGGAAGUCCACAGCUCCAUGGAUUUCUUAUAUGCGGGAGAAUUAGGAUAUGGUGGAGCCCUCUUCCUUCGGUGGGAAUUGGCGUUGGUGGAAGAAGUAUUUCCUGGUGGUGAUAAUCUUGUUCGUAAAGUAAAGAUUAGAACGUCGAAGGGAGUCUAUACGAAAGACCCAUAGCGAAGUUAUGCCUAAUUGCAACCCGACAAGAGCUCGAGCAGAAUAAAACUUAGUACAAUAUAGUUAAAAAACACUGAAAAAACAGGCACCUAGACAGUAAUUUUCGUUGCUCAAACCUUGAGCUGUUAACGUUUUCCGUACUGAGGAGGAGUGUUUUGACACUUUAAUAGAACUGCAUAAUGCAUGCUAAUUAUUUGAUAUUUAACUAUGUUAAUUUUGGUCACGUGUUGUUUGUUUUAGUCAUACGAUCGAAAAUCGAAGGAUGACUAUGUUGACAGCCAAAUAAUGCAAUAAAAUGUAUUAAAACUUGUGCUAAAUAAAACUUAAAUUAAUAUCCGUGUCUUUGUGUUGCGAAGAGUUAACAACAAUACAUUAAUUUUCAGUUGACUGCGUAACCAUGUCCUCCACUCUUCUACAUUUCUGCAUGCCGUUUAUAAUGGUUUGCUAAUCGCUGUUGACACGUGGAAGUGUAAAUGUUUAGCAUUUUUCCGGUUCUACGUUAACACGACAUAGUAAGUCUUAUCCAUGUUUUGUUUGCAGGUUGUGAUUUUAAAUGACGUCGGUAGUCUAUACAAUUACGUAGAUAAAACUGAGCUGACACCUUGCCUUGGUGGAACGUUGAAUUAUGAUCACCAGGAUUGGGUCCAGCACAGAACCGUGAGUUGUUCAUCUAAGGCUGUUUAUACGAAAGCUGGAUAUAGCUCUGUCCUCUGGACAGUGCUUUCUUCAAGCUUUCUAGAAUUGGCCAUUGAUUGGUAUUAUAUAUUAUUCGAUUAAACUUAACCCUAUCCGCGUGGUUGCAACCUGUCAGCAAAAAACUCUUUCUGGUGGAUAGCGCUGUCUGGCGUUCCUAACAACAAAUAAUGUAUUUUACCGAAUGAUCUACCGAAGGCAAAAUAUUUUUGUGUAUAUUCCUCAAUACAAACAGUUGAAGACUACGAGAUUUUUCCAACAUAGCUACGUUAAAUUCCUUGUUGUUCUUAAAAUUAAAAGGUUCGAAAUGAUUAAAGAAUUAUAUAGUGAUACAGACGCUUGUUAUCUUUGGUGAAAGUGAUAAAAAAAUGAAAAAUAAUAACAAACCAUCUUUGGUAUAUUUCAACUUUAAAUGAGUUAAUAUAUGUGAAGGAUUGCAAAUAUAUUUGAUGGAUUGAACAUUUAAAUAAGUAUUCUAUACUAGUCGGCCCACCAUGCAAUAAAAUAGUUCGACGUUUCCAUUCCGUCAAUUAGCUUUGCAAUCCUCAAAGUAUGUGUUAGUGUUAACUCAUUUACUGCUAGCCUGUUAUUUUAUUUCUUCAUCGCUUUCACAAAACAAUUAUUUACAAAAGCCUGACACUAAAUCCUGUAAAUUUUAGAAUUCUGUUUAUCUAAUUCGGUUGCAGGCAUUAUGCUAUCAAUGAAACGAAACAGGAACAUCAUACUGAUAAAGAAUAUAGAAAUAAUAUGUAUAUAUAGCUUUGUCAGAUUCCUCAUUCCACAUUGCACACGCGAAAAAACGUUAUUGUUUAUGUCUGUAUAUAUAGCUAAGCCUUUAAUGAAUUAAAAAUCAUAUUGUUGAUAGUUAUGCGUCUAUAUGCAGUUCUUAUUUUCAUUUUUAGGCAAUUGACAGAUUUAGUGAAACAUGCCGUUCCAUCGCUUCUCGUCUUGUGACGUUGAAACAGAUAUUUGAUAAAACGGAUCUAUCUAUAUCAGAUAAUCAAGAAACUGAACAUGUUUUAGAUGUUCAUGGCCAGAUGUGGUUUGAUGUUAGAGAUGAUAUUAAUAAUGCGCAGAUGAUUGGGAAUACUCAACUAAAAUGCAUGAAGGUAGGAACUGCGUAGAAUUUCCAUUGCGUGUGGAACGGUCAACAAUUAAGGGUGCAUGGGUAGUUGAUUGGCCUUUUGUGAUUGGAUAAAUCACAAUUGUUGUGAAUUGGCCUUUCCUGAUUGUAAUAUCGAUAUAUCGUCGCUCAAGUUUCUACCUUCCAUACGAUAAUUUCGAUUGAAAAUAUCGCGAUAAAUCAAAAUAUCGAAAUAUCGCCAAACCCUUGUCAUUAGGGACCGGUCAUUAUUUAUGGUGGGGGGUGGCACCGAAGAGAAAUGUUUUUCGUGCCAAAAAUUUUGCUGACCCAACCAUUAAAAAAUAAAAAAUUUGAUUACCCAACCUCAAGUAUCGUUUAAAAAAUAAAUACCCACCCCUGGCCAAAAACGUUACAAAAGGAUGUCAUUCAGUUGUCACACAUGUCCUUUACCACUUCUGUGACACGAGUUUGAUAACGUUCGGCUUGUGAAAUUUACUGACUUUUCUCCAGUCUAAAGUUUCAUGUUGUCUGCACAUCUACUUUCUUUGGAGACACCAUUAAUUUGUCUCCCAACAAAUCGGAAAAUGAUCAAGAUAGUGACUCUGAUCAUAGACAAUCCAGAAGACAUGCCAGACAAUCAGAGCAUAGACAAUCAAGGACUGUCUUCUGGAUUGUCUAUGCUCUGAUUGAUUCACAUAUUGUAUUGACGUAUGACUGUUGACAUUGACGUUUUCAGUCUUCAAUAUUUGAGUGAGUCAUGCUUUGGAAAUAACAAUAAAUUUUUAUUACCCAACCUUUGAGUUGUUUCUUUUUUCAUUUACCCAACCUUUUACUCACUCAAAAUUUUGUUUACCCAACCCUUUUCUCUUCGGUGCCACCCCCCGCCAUAAAUAAUGACCGGUCCCUUAGAGGGAUUUUUUACAAUCUUAGCCAGAAUUCUCAGAUUGAAACAAAUUUACUUGAUUAUCUUAUUGCUCAUUCUUGUCAGGGUGCUGAUUCAACGGAUCAAGAUACAUUUUCCUUAUUACCGAUAUCUCAAACCAGCGUACAAGAUCUUCAAGCCUUGGUGGACAUAAUUUCUCGAGUGAGAGACAAGUUUGAACAAGUCUGGGAGAGACAUCAAAGUUGCGUUCUUCAGUCACUACAAUUCACAUUCUUCGAAAGAGAGUUUGUGGAUGUAAGUAUUAAAAUAAAGCACCAGAGGAUUGAGAUGGAUAAGGAUUCAACUACCUAAAUAAUACAAGUAAUUAAAACUUCGACGUUUCGAACGUAGACAUUUUACUCGUAUUUUUCAGGUAGUUGAAUCCUCCGUAUCCAUCUCAAUUUUCUGUUGUUUUUGGUAUACUAUAUAGCUACCUACGCUGGCACAGAUCGUUCGAGUUAAAAAUAAAUGAAGCGUCCUAUUGUAUAUAUACACGAGAGUUGACCUUAUUUUGCUGUUUCCGCGAAUUGCAUGGAAGUCGAGAUUUGAAGUCACUUUAGCAAUCAGUUUAUACGCGGACUGGUUUUCUCAGAGCUUUUUGAUUUACCUAAUUCGAGACAUCCACUAUCUUCCGAAUAAAGUGGUAAGUGAAGAGGGGAGGCCAUUAAGGCUUUCCUUAGAAAAGAUAAUUUUUCAAGUAUAUGAUUAUACGAUCAAUUAAAGGGUUUGUAAAUUCCUCGUCGGCUAAAGCUACUAAUCGGCUUCUUCAGCUUAUGGUUGACAACAGGCAUCUAACUAUAUACCCACAUUGAAACUUCCGUUAGACCUUAAUUAUCAAAGUUAAACAUUGUUAUAAUAAGCUUCUAAAUAGCUGUCUCUGGUAAAUGGGGCAACCACAACCUGUGUAAUAAAUUACUCCAAAUAAAUGAUAAUAAUAAUUAAGGUUUAUUAAUAUGUUUAUUACAUGCUGUAUAUGUUCUAACUACAGGUUAAGAAUCUGUUCAUGGUCGCACAUACCAAGCUUUCAAACAUGAAGGAACUUGGCGAUUCAGUUUCGUCUGCAGCUAAACUCAAGAAAGAUACAGAAACAUUCAAAGAAGAAACAAAGGUACUGUGCCCACGAUGAAUCUAUGAAUUGUUACAAGGAAUAAAUCUCUUCCUAAAUAAAUCUAUAUCACAUAAAUAUAUAUAAAUAUAUAUAAAACAAAUCUCUUAUUUGAUAUUUACCAGGCUCCUCAAAAUGUUCCUUCUUCGCUUCAUUUCUUGCCGUAUAUCAUUUUAAAAAAAUUCACGAGAAAAUUAGUUCAUUGUAAUCCGUAGCAGUAGUAGGAAUUAAGAACUUUUUCAUGAUGUGAGGGACUUGUAAGGUGGCUCAAUACAGUUUUUAAAAAGUGGAAAAUGUGCAAUAUAGAUCCGUACUUUUGGACAAGUAUAUUACUUGUUGAAUAACAAAAAGCAUCUUACUUCGACAUCAGCUAGGACAUCAGUUGCUGAGCAGAGAACUGGGACUAGGAGGCCCUCCUAAAUAAACAACUACGUCAAGAUCUACGACGUCAAAUAUCUAGGACCGGACGAAAUUGUGUGGCGUGGUCUGGGACGAGAUUGUGCACGUGAGCCACAGUAUCUCCAGUCUCGUUCCCCGAGCCUGCGAUCCUCGGGAAGGAACGUGAGGCUCUGGGAUAAUCCGUUGCCGGAAGCCAGGAAUCUAAGCUAAAGACUGAACUGCACAUUCCAUUUCAACGGCCAAUCAGAUUCCUCCCUGAGACGGAUUAUCCCAGAGCCUCACGUUCCUUCCCGAGGAUCGCAGUUUUCACUAGUAGAUCGGUUACUUUGAUAGGGUUGGAAACCAUUUUUAAUCGUGGGCCACCCAGAGGGGGCAAUUUGCCCCGUCCCCAGGCUUAAGGGGCCCCAAACAUGAAAGAAAAAUUAAUAUCCUUGUUAAAUAAGAUUUAUGAGAAAGUACUUGAAAGCAUAUUCCCACAGAUUUGUGUCGCCCUGAGAAUCUUUAUAUAAGCAUACCUGUGUCAGUCGCUUAAGUUAGCAAUUGUAAAGAAUUGCCGUCGAUCUACAAUGGAAUAAGAGCGUCUUUCCGGAUUAAUUAUGCUUUAAUCAGAGCGUGAUCGACUUGUUGUGAUGCACUUAAUAUUUGCUUCGAGAUAUGCACGGAAACUAGAUUAUUAGUUAGCUGUAUUAUAAUGCCAGUGUAUAUCGGAAUAUUAUUACCUGCUUUUACAAUUUACCUUGUUCUUGCAACUUUUUUGGGGGAAAGGGGGUGUUUAGGGCUCCCAAACGGGGUGUUGCCUGUGGGCCCGAAACAGCUCUGGGCGGCCUGGUUUGAUUUAAAAAUCAGGUAUUACGGCAAACUGUAAAAGCAAAAUGAUUUUAAUUCGUUGCUUCCCUAAUUUGCAGGAUGCAGUCGAAAACCUGACAGAGUUGUGCGAAAGAGGAGAAGAAAUGAUAAAAAAUGACCAUUGUCACUCACAUUCUAUCGAGGCAAAAUGUAGUGAACUUCAAGACAUACAUAACGAUUUAAACAAGAAGUUUGAUGAAAGAAAACAUAAUUUGGAUAAAUCAAUCGAAGUCCAUGAAUCUUUGCAACAGGUAGGUAAAUUAUGUUUGGUAUUAAAUAGUACUUUCAGUGUCAAUAUAAAUGAUAGUUGCAGAUGAAGCGUAUAAUUAUGUGCUUUCUGGACUUCUUUUGGACUUCUGUAUCUCAAAAAAUCUCUUUCAGAAAUCGCAGGAAAUGCAGUCCCAGGCCAGGGUGGAAAACUAGUGGAGACUCCCCAGACGCCUACGAUACGACACCACACCAAACAUUUUGUCAUCAACAACCAUCUCUCCCCUAGCUUUCCACACUUAGUAUGGUGUGGUUCCUUUCUGUGGAUGCCCCACUCUCUCCCACACUGACAAAUUCUUAAAAAAGGCCCAGCAGGUCACUGGUGUAAUGCUAUGUCUUUCCAGGUAACGAAAUGGUGCAAUGCUGGCGUAGACAUCCUGGCCUCACAGCCACUGGACAGGUUUCAGUCAGCAGAGGGAGCUGAAAAAGCGCUAAAGGAAAUUGACGAAUUUUUAAAGAAACCUCAAGGGGUAAACUUGGGGAAACUGAACAGAAUGGAAAAGACAGCGAAGGAACUAGGAGACGAAGGACUGUUAGAACAAGUUAGAAUGACUUUGGCACGUAUCAGUGAAGUCACUGAUAUGAUGAGCAACAGAGAAGCAAGGUUUGUUUUAAAUAAUAUUAAGUACUAUUACACUUUUAAUUCCCAUAUUACACUUUUAAUUCCCAUUCCCAUGUGGAUAUUUCAUGUUCCAGUCGAAUUUUUGUUUAUUAAUCUGUAAACAAGGGCAAGGGAAUGAACUUCUUCUUUUACACAAUUCAAGUCGAAGACUGCUUGACCCAGGGGUCGGCUCAUUCUUCUGUCCACAUACCACUAUUUUUUUAUUUUUCAAAUUUUACACAGUUCAACAAUCUCUUUUUCAAUCUCCACUGCUCUUUGUUCUCUGUGAACAUUUCCAACUAAAGAACUUAAUGCCCUUCUUUUCUAGCCAUACUUCCUUCACCUCCUGUAAUGCGUGUUUACAGUAUACCAUAUUUUCUUUUAAUCUUUUCAUUCCUCAUCAUACCUUCGGCGGAAAACCUAUACUAUCCACUUUCCCAUCAUCCGCACAAUCCAUGCAGAAUUCGACUCCAUACUGUAAUACAUACCCUUUACCCACGCAUUUCCAUGCAUGGAACUAAUAUUUUUAGGCUAUUUAGUAUUCUAGAGAUAAUUCUGCUCAUUAAAGUUCUAAAACUAACAAAAAGUUUACCUUGUAGUUUACCUUGCUACCUGCAUCAGAUAGAUUUGUCACACAGGAUUUCAUGUGUAUCAUAUAUAUACAUUGUAGCUUUAAGAAGAUGGUAACCAAGCGACCUGUCCAGCAAGUAGCGCCAGUGGCACCUCCGACUACUCAAACCAGUCCUCAGUUAAAAAGCCCUUUGGCAUCCAAGAGAAAAGAAGGCACGAGUCCCUUACUAAAUCUAAAGAAAGGUACGUUGACACUAUUGUGCUUUUCCUUUCUGGUGUCAUGGUUAGUCCGGUCUAAAAUCUGAUAGGCUGACGAGUAGUCCUGAUUUGACUAUUCCGAGUUCUGAACGGAACAUUAGCAAUGCCGUCUGCGCCAAAAUGGAGUAUUGACAACAAUUUUUCAACUAAAAUAAUCCAAACCGUCGUUAAAAUAGGAAAAUGAAGCCCAUUUUUCACUCGGCGAAUUUGUUCACGCAAAGCGAAGCGAAAAACAAAUCUUGGCAAUGUAGCAAGUUCGCCACGAAAAAGUUGGAUUGGUUCCCACUUUUUUAUUGUCGCGCGAACAACUUUGCCUAUUGGAAAAUGGGCUUUAUGGAACCAUUACCGCUACAUAUUAAUCUCUUGAGACGAUUUAAUUUGGAUUUAUCUAAAUAACUAAAUAAAAACAUACCACGAUUAUACUGAAUUUUCAAACAGAAAAACAUGCUUUUAAAAUAAAUAAUAGUGUAUUUACAUGAAUACUUAAAUGUUUCGGACAAUAUGAUAAAUUGUUAUUGGAUGAGAUUUCUGUGAUAUCCAGAAUCAUCAAGGUCAAUAUAUUUGUUAUCUUAACACUACAGUCGCAAUUACUAAGGCCUUGAUAAUCCGAGGAGUGCCUCGCAUGAGACCUCGAGUCCCGUUCGCACUCCUACCGUUUGGUCACUAUCCAAUAAAGUAUUUAAAACAAAUAAAACAAUAUAUCACAAAACCGAAUUCAAUAACUGUUUGAUUAUACAUAUAUUGUAUUUUCGACAAACAAUGAUUUGUCGCACAAAAAUUAUCACGAUAACGGCCCAAAGAAAUAGAAAACUCAUUUGCCUACUAAUUUUCCGAUAAAAAUGUAAAAAGGUAUGCUUUCUGCACAAAGAGCAUUUACAAACAUUUACAUAUACCACUGACUCAACCUACACAUAACCCAGUUUCACAUAACUCGGUUAUGUGCCAUCAGAUAAUUGAGUUAUGUGUAGGUUGCGUGAUUUGCAUAUUUAUAGUGGUAAGCUAUUAACUAACCAAAACGCAUGCAGCGACUAGAAUGUAUAAUAAACUCAUUUAGCGCGUGUAAUAUUAUUUAUUUGCGAAAGAUGGCUACCUUUCAGAAAGGCAAGUUAAUUAAGCAUGCUUGCUACUCAAAUGAGUGCUGGGGUUAAAUACAUUAAUUAAAGGUAUUUUGCAAUUACUGUUUGUUUCGUUUGGAUACCCCGACUCGGUUGAGCAUGUACAUGAAACGUUUCAUUCUUCUCCCAACCCUUAACAAAUAUAAUAAUUUAAAUAUUCAUUUGUGGUACAGUCUGGAUCCUCGGCACCUCCCGCCAUUUGUUGGCGUAGCCUGGUAUUACACUCAAAGCGGGCCGAAAAAAUCCAGUGGACCCGAAGCGUCUAUACCUUGCUAUUAAUUUCACUGCAAUUUGUCUGAUUAAUCGUUACUAUAAACCUGCUAGAAACUUGCAGGGUAUGCAUUCAAGACAUGUUACAAUGGAUGUGUGGUGGGAUCUGGUAUUUUAGAUUUUAGGGUCUCAAGUGUCAUUUUCUACGUCUUGAUGAUUUUAAAUAAAAGAACAACUCGAAACACUUGAAACUUGGCAAGAUAAAAACAUACAUUACAAGAAAUGAAAAUGAAAUUUCCAUGCCUUCAACUGCAAGAAUGUUCCCAAGCAAAGGGAGGGGAGAGGAGGGAUGGGGCAACACUAUUCCAAGGUUGGCCGGGCACCUGCCUCCUCUCUCCCUAACCACAUUGCUUUCAAUGUGGCCGCAAAAAUUACCGUCAUUAUACAGGGUGUAUCAAAAUAAACGCAAUUCAUCUUGCUUAAUAACUUUCGAAAUACUAUUUCUAGUUAAACGCUUUUAGGCUUACUUCAAAGCCUGUUCUUUUCUCUUUCAAACAAACUAUUAUCCUUGUCUCCAAUGCUAGUAAUAAUUGCACAGGAAAAGAAUUUAGUAAAACCUAUCAUUUUUAGUUGCUGUUUAAUUAUGCAAGUUUACUAUGUUAUUGUUUAGUCGGUUUAAAUGUUAGAAUUUUCUUCUUUAAACUUUAAUGUUGUCGUCACUACAUCUGGAAAACCACGUAAGAACAAAUUAAAAGUAUUUUAAAAGAGACCAGGUUGUUUGAAAAUCCUAAACGAAUGCUAAAAAUCGUCAAAACAUUCUGGUGUCUGAGCCAGAAUGUCAUCGAAUUGCGAUGUAAUGUAAACAGAAAUUAUAGCAAGUUGAUGUCAGUCAGCUUAGAUGGUCCAAGCCAAAAUUAUAUCGCAUUUGAAGUUUCAAACUGAGUUAAAAAUAGUGGAAGAAAAGCGGUAAUUAUACUUAUUGUUACAAUCCAUUUAAUAAAAUGCAACAUUUUUUUGUUUUAAUGAAAAAAUCAGUUAUUUUCAUGAGAACGAUUUGUUAUUCCAUCUCAAUUUUUUUAAUCUCCAAUCGCAAUAACGUAAAGUAUUAUUACCCGCGAACCAAUGAGUCGAAUUUAAGAAACAACCCACUGUUACAAAGCUGAAUGGCUAUGCUUUAAAAUGAAUGUAAACUUUAACGUUUUCGUCUAUUAUUUGUUUAGCAAUUUACAUUUCAGUCGAGGAUUGCGCUUUUUUUGAUACACCCUGUAUACCACACUGAUUAUCGAUAAAAGUUAGAACUGCAAUUUUAAAUUCAAUGUAUUAAAUAGUAAUUGGUUGCUUUGAGUUGAGGGUUAAACAUCAGUCCUUUCCUAUGCUCUUUUGGCGCAAAAUGAUUUAGUCACAGAACUUUUUAACGCAGAAAUGCAAUUUCGUAGUUGCAAAAGUAAGAAAAAGCCCAUACAGUACUAGAGCCACUGGUGAUAUUAUCCAUCAAUGCGACUUAUCACCACAUGCAAUCAUUACUGUUCUUGAUAUGGAUGUGGCUUCAUCUGAGGAACACUUGAAACUUUCAUUGUCCAUCAUCAAACUUCUCAGUUUUAGACUGUCCACCAUUAGCUGUUUCAAUUGUACUCAGUCUUUAAUUUCUCAAUUUAACAUUUUAAAGGACAAUGGCAACAAAAAUUAUGUUUUUCUAAUUUGAAAGAAUGUUAAGAAUAUUUACAAACCUUUCUACAAAUUCUCCCAAACUAUCGUAGUUUUUGAGGUAUUUCAAACUUAGCUCACCUAUAUAUCCAUCCGCCAUCUUCUGUUAUAAUAAGAUCUAAUUAAUUGAUGUCACAACUGACAACAACGUCGUCAUUUUAAAAAUAAAAAUUAUAUAUUAUCAGGGGAAAGUUUAUACAUAGUGCUUUAAUUUUAGAAUAGUAGUCAGUAGUAAAAAUUAGGAUUUAUCAUUAAAAUGACCUGAGAAUUUCUCACGAGAUGAAAACAAUGUUACCCUGGUUGUGAUGUGACGCAUAUCCGACGAUGGAUAUGCAUAUCCAAGAUGGGGGAACUGCAUAAAGAUUUUGUUUGAAAUGAAGUGCGAUAUCUUUUAUAUCAAGAACAAUGUAGAAAAUCUGUAGAAAGGUUUUGAAAUAUAUUGAAUUCCUCUUCCAAAUGGGAGAAACUUAAUUGUUAUUGCUAUUUCCCUAUUACAUAAAUAUGCGCACAUAUCUCGACCACCAGUCAAUCAUUACACGCUAUUUCUAGAUAACAAAAGUCCUAAACUGGCUAGCCCUACAGCACAACGUCGUCCAAUAUCGAUUAUCAUUACACCUGAACCUGGAAGUCCAAAUCCAUCUGCAAGGACACCAACUGGAGAUCGCCCUCGUUCCGGCUCCCUUAACAGUCCACGUGCAUCCAACAAUAUGGAUGUCGAAGACGAUGCAGCGGCUUUAAAGAAACGGGCCCAGGUAAGCCAUGAACGCCGUGGCAAACAAGGUAACAUUGUUGCUCAAACAUCUG